Messenger RNA from Molossus molossus (Pallas's mastiff bat), 390 nucleotides. RefSeq names its product calcitonin gene-related peptide 2-like. Lineage: Eukaryota; Metazoa; Chordata; Mammalia; Chiroptera; Molossidae. Gene Ontology annotation, cellular component: extracellular region. The record is from RefSeq and is a predicted model, not a curated record. Bases 1 to 390 code for a protein of 129 amino acids. The transcript is spliced from 3 exons. Gene Ontology annotation, molecular function: hormone activity; calcitonin receptor binding.
AUGGGCUUCUGGAAGUACUCCCCCUUCCUGGCUCUUGGCAUCUUGGUCCUGUACCAGGCAGGAGUCCUCCAGGCAGCACCAUUCAGGUCUGUCUUGGAGAGCCGCAUGGAUCCCGCUUCGCUGGACGAGGAGGAAUUGUGCCUCAUUCUGGCUGCCAUGGUGAAAGACUACAUGCAGAAGAAGAUCAAUGACGUGGAACAGGAGCAGGAGCAGGAGACCGAGGAUAUCGGUAUCACUGCCCAGAAGAGAGCCUGCAACACUGCCACCUGUGUGACCAAUAAGCUGGCUGGCUUGCUGAGCAGAUCUGGGGGCAUGAUAAAGAACAACUUUGUGCCAACCUAUGUGGGCUCCAAAGCCUUCGGCCGUCGCCGCCGGGACCUGUGGGAGUAA